UCGUGGCAAGAAGCGCGUGUUCACAAACAGUUCGCUGUGCAAAACUGUUUGAUCGAGUUGGAGUAAACAACAAUAAUAAUAAUAAUAAACAACAAGACACAUCGGAACCGUAGAAGAAGCGGAAUAUUUAACCGGAGGACAUCAUCUGAAUAAUAAACCACCCGCCGCCAUGUUUCUGCAGUUUUAUCUGAACGAGAACGGAGAGAGAGUUUACACACUGAAGAAGUUGGAUCCAGAGGGCCGGCCCACCAGCUCUGCCCACCCGGCUCGCUUCUCUCCUGAUGACAAGUUCUCCAGACACCGAGUGACCGUGAAGAAACGCUUCGGAUUACUGCUGACCCAACAGCCACGACCUGUCCUGUGAAACUCGAAGAGAAGACGAAUGGACGUUCAUUAAGAGAGUGUGUGUUUGUGGAUGAUGUAUCUUGAUAACAUUAACAAUAGCAACGAUUUCUUUCUUUCUUUUUUAAAUAAAAAUAAAAAAUUCACCAUGUAUUUACUUCUGACGAAAUGCCUGUGCUGAAUAAAAAGAUCGAUUUGUAGGCA
This is a messenger RNA of Hemibagrus wyckioides, 546 nucleotides long. RefSeq names its product NOP10 ribonucleoprotein homolog (yeast) (gene nop10). Gene Ontology annotation, molecular function: box H/ACA snoRNA binding; telomerase RNA binding. The record is from RefSeq and is a predicted model, not a curated record. The transcript is spliced from 2 exons. Gene Ontology annotation, cellular component: box H/ACA snoRNP complex; box H/ACA telomerase RNP complex. Bases 170 to 364 code for a protein of 64 amino acids. NCBI's taxonomy places the organism in Eukaryota, Metazoa, Chordata, Actinopteri, Siluriformes, Bagridae. Gene Ontology annotation, biological process: rRNA pseudouridine synthesis; ribosome biogenesis; positive regulation of telomerase RNA localization to Cajal body.